Molecule: messenger RNA, 3607 nt
Organism: Cyprinodon tularosa
Lineage: Eukaryota; Metazoa; Chordata; Actinopteri; Cyprinodontiformes; Cyprinodontidae
Gene: spag1b
Product: sperm associated antigen 1b
Exons: 18
Coding region: 1-2814 (937 amino acids)
Cellular component (GO): mitochondrion; cytosol
Molecular function (GO): heat shock protein binding
Source: RefSeq, a predicted model, not a curated record
AUGAAUGCUGACGGAGUUUUCUCUCUUCCAAACGCUGACUUCAGUACCAAGGUCCCCAUGGAGCACCUGGACUAUGAUUUCAUUGCAAAAUGCAAAGAUGUAAAAUAUCUGGAAAAGAUAUUACGAAUUUUAAGGUCUGGUGAAGAGGGAAUAUAUCCCCAUCUGAUCAAGUUCUGUGAAAGCCACCUGGAGAAGCUGAGCCCUAAGAGUCGAGCUCUCAGGCAGGGAGUUCCUGUUGCCACAGAGGCCAGCUUCUCUAAAGAUGAGUGGAACCAAAUCAUUGAUGACUUAAGGACAUGGGAGGAGGAGACCAAAAACGCUGAAACGCUGCUUAAACAGGAGUCUGUGUUUGAUGACCUGGACAGAGCAAAAAUACCUCCAGUAAGAAGUUCUAGGUGCUUUGCUCCGGUUAAAGAGAAAUCAUUUCCAAAACAAAGAACAAAUCCUCCAAAGCGUUUUCUUCCUCGGGAUUAUCAGGAAUGGGACAAGUUCAACGUUGAGGAGGAAUGCAACAAGAUAGAUGGAGAUAUGCAGAAAAAUGACCCACCUGCCAUUCUAAACACAGGACAUCCGAACAUCCAGAGAGAAGUGGAUUCCUCAUGUCUGUCACAGCAGGAGAAGCUCCUUCUGGCAAAUCGGGAGAAGGAUAAAGGCAAUGAAGCUUUCAGAGCAAAAGAUUACGAAGAGGCGGUGGCUUACUACUCCAGGAGCCUUUCCAUCAUUCCCACUCUGAGUGCAUAUAACAACAGAGCCCAGGCAGAGAUUUACCUGGAGCACUGGAACGAUGCCAUGAGAGACUGUCAGCAGGUGCUGGAGCUGGAACCAGGGAAUAAAAAAGCCCUUCUGCGGCGUGCUACUGUUUACAAUAAUAUUGGCAACUUUGAAAUGGCCUCUAAAGACCUGAGGAAGGUGCUUCAGGAAGAGCCGAACAAUGCUGCGGCAACUCAACUUCUGUCCAAAAUUGAGCAGAAGAUGUCAGACUGUCAACCAAGCCAGCGAAGCAAAGGGAAGAAAAUCCUAAUUGAAGAGGUAGAGGAAGACCUGAGCUUUGCAGAAAAAGAACAGAAGGAGCAGAAAGCCUGUCCGGUUCAACCCAGCCAGCCUGUGGGAGGGGAGGAGAGCUCAGCUGCUCCUGCUGAAAGGGGAGACAUGGGAAACGCUCAAAAAAAGCCCCACAGCAGAGGGGACGGGGGUCCACACAGCGAGUCCAGCAACUCGCACCACGGGCACUGGAAGGGCAAAGGGGCGACCUCUGAUAAGUACAAAGUCCCAGAGGAAUCAAAGGAGAAGGUGGCCAAUGGAUCAAGCAAGAGGGGCUCGACAGCUUCGGCGCAAGGUGAUAAGAAGAGCAGCAGCAGUAAGGCGGCUACAGGUGGGAAAAAGGCAGAGGAAACUGUCAAUCUGGACGCCCCGUGCGGAGCCCUGCCACCACACCUCUCCCGGCUAAAGAACGAAGGAAACCUGCUGUUUAAAAAUGGACAGUUUGCCGACGCAUUAGAGAAAUACUCACAAGCCAUUCAGGGCUACGCCGAUUCAGGUAUCGACAGUCCUCAGGAUCUGUGCAUUCUGUAUUCGAACAGAGCAGCGUGCUACCUGAAAGAUGGCAACAGCCAAGACUGCAUACAGGACUGCACGAGAGCCCUGGAGCUGCAGCCAUUCUCCCUCAAGCCCCUCCUGCGGCGGGCCAUGGCUUAUGAGUCGCUGGAGCGGUACAGAAAGGCCUACGUGGAUUACAAGACCGUCCUGCAGAUAGACAUCAGCGUGCAGGCGGCACACGACAGCGUCAACAGAAUCACCCGAGUGCUGAUCGAGCAGGACGGCUCAGAGUGGAGAGAAAAACUUCCAGACAUCCCCCUGGUGCCUCUAUCAGCUCAGCAGCAUCGGAGAGAAGAGCCCCCCAGCGAAGAGGUCCUGCAGGCUCGAGCACAAAAAGCCAGCGAGGAUGCAGAGAGGAGAGCAGAGAUCCGCUUUUCAGCUCUGAAGCAAGAAGGGAACGAAUUUGUGAAGAAGGGCCAGUACCAGGAGGCUCUGGGGAAGUACACAGAAUGCCUUAAACUAAAGCCAAAGGAGUGUGCGAUCUACACCAACAGAGCUCUGUGCUACCUAAAGCUGGAGAGGUUCACGGAGGCCAAGCAGGACUGUGACGCCGCAUUGGGACUGGAGCGAGACAACAAGAAGGCCUUCUACAGACGAGCCCUGGCUAAUAAAGGCCUCAAGGACUACCUGGCCUGCAGCUCUGAUCUCCAGGAGGUGUUACGGCUGGACCCCAACGUGCAGGAGGCUGAGAAGGAGCUGGAGGAGGUCACGGUUCUGCUCAGACAGAGUCUGGCCAACAGCGUGAACGACAAACCCAGGAAGGCUGUCCCCAUCACAGAGGUAGACGGUGACGAGGAGACGCCCGACGUUCCAAACAGAAGGGAUGACCUCAGCAUCAACCUCACACCCGGCAGCUCCUACGAGUUCGGCCAGUCCCUGAACGCAGCACGCUGCAGUGGGAACACGGCCGCCUGCGCAGAGCUGCUGGCGUCCAUAGAACCAGAACUGCUCCCUCGGUAUCUUAGCAACCAGCUGGACGGACAUACGAUCGGCUUCAUCAUGAAGGCACUUGACUCGCAUUUACUGGGAAAAAACCCUAACUUGGUUUACCGGCAUCUGGAGCGCCUGCACACCGCUGACCGGUUCCAGGUCGUUUUCAUGCAGCUGGAGGACCACGAGCGUCGCUCCGUGACUCAGCUCUUUGAGCGUCUUUCAGCUGUGGAGAGCUCAGAGUUCACCCAGGGUGACGUUCACAAUCUGGCCAACAAAUACGUCUGACCCCCCCUUCACCCUCUGCUGCAUCUCCAAUCCUGGCUCUAAGCAUCAUCAGGCUCAGAACAGCCUCCAUGUUUCCACAGAAGCACCAAGGAACUGAUUCUGAGUGAAAGCUGAGGGUGUCUGUUGUUUUUUGCUAUGCAGAUUUUAUGUACCAGCACCGAUUUGACUUUAAGUGUUCAUCUGGAUCGUUUUUUACUUUGCAAAUUAUCAAACACGGUCCAAAGUGCAGCGUGGGAUCGGCCGAAAGCAGGCCAGCGUUUUCUCCCACUGCUCUGGGAUUACAUAAGAGGAGCUCCUGUUCCCAGAACUGAUUUCUGUUUAUUUGGUCCGGGAAGCUCUUCAAAUCAGUCAUGUAACACAUGUGGCUGUUGUAAAUCAGCCAUGUUUAGAGGUCGUCAGUGCCCAUGCUGCUUAAGGAAACUACAACCUUUUGUCACUGAACUAUUGAAGAUAACCUAAAAGACCAAAAAAGAUGUUUAAAUAUAUAUCCAUUUCUGUCUGUAACAGACCAAAAGAUCAUUAAAAAAAACACAUUGCUUCAUUCUGCUUAAACAUCUAUGCAAUAAGAAGUUAAAUGAAGAAUUCCUGCUUCAAGGGAGACGUGUCCUUAAAGUUCAGCCUGGGGGGGUCAAGACGAUCCACCGGGUAAAUGUUCUGCACACUCCUCUUUAUCGAAGCUCCAAAGUUUGUCCAAAUGCAUCAUAUUAAUUCCAGUAAUUUAAUUCUUCACUUGAGUCAAAUUUUAAACAACCUUUGCAUCCAAGAUUUUACAUGUUUUACUGACAACAUUCAA